This is a messenger RNA of Akanthomyces muscarius, 1380 nucleotides long. RefSeq lists its product as uncharacterized. Gene Ontology annotation, biological process: sphingolipid biosynthetic process; fatty acid elongation, polyunsaturated fatty acid; very long-chain fatty acid biosynthetic process. Gene Ontology annotation, molecular function: fatty acid elongase activity. The transcript has 2 exons. Gene Ontology annotation, cellular component: endoplasmic reticulum membrane. Bases 1 to 1380 code for a protein of 459 amino acids. The record is from RefSeq and is a predicted model, not a curated record. Lineage: Eukaryota; Fungi; Ascomycota; Sordariomycetes; Hypocreales; Cordycipitaceae.
AUGUCGGUCCACUCCAGCAUCAUCGGCGGCCUGCCGUCCUCGAAGCUCUUCAGCUUCCCGCCGCACAACCCGGCGCCGCCCGUGCCCCCGGCCGCCGUCGACUCCUUCUCCGUCAUGCGGCCCUUCAACAUCCCCGACGGCCUCUUCCUCGGGGCCCUCGACGCCCGAGUGCCCAUCACCAUUGCCGCGCUCUACGCCGUCACCGUCAAGCUGCUGAACCGCUACAACCGCGCCAACAACAAGCAGGCCUGGGCCAUUUCCAAGACGGCCUCGUUCCGCUUCUUCGUCGUUCUCCACAACAUCUUCCUCGCCGUCUACUCGGCCUGGACGUUUUGGGGCAUGCUCGGCGGCAUGCGCAAGAGCAUCGUCCACCCCUUUGGCCCCGGUGGCCUGGCCGCGACGGCCGACUCGGCGUGCCGCCUCCACGGCGCCCCUGGUCUCGGUCGCUCCGUCUACUUCAACGAGCACCUGAGCCGCUUCGAGAGCUCGGGGCCGGACACGCCCGCCGGCGUCAUUGAUGCCUCCACCGGUCUGCCCAGCGGCCAGCAGAUGGGCCGCAUCUGGAACGAGGGCCUCGCGUACUACGGCUGGAUCUUUUACCUCAGCAAGUUCUACGAAGUCCUCGACACCUUCAUCAUCCUGGCCAAGGGCAAGCCCAGCUCCACGCUGCAGACCUACCACCACGCCGGCGCCAUGCUGUGCAUGUGGGCGGGCAUGCGCUACAUGUCGGCGCCCAUCUGGGUCUUUGUCCAGUUCAACUCUUUUAUCCACGCUCUGAUGUACACCUACUACACCGUGACGGCGUUCAACAUCCGCGUCCCUGUCUUCAUCAAGCGCAGUCUGACCAGCAUGCAAAUCACGCAGUUCCUGGUCGGCGCGUCCCUCGCCAUGUGCCACUCCUUUGUCUACUACUUUGCCCCGGCCGCCGCCUCGACCACGACCUCUGACUCGGCCGCCUCCGUCGCCUCGGUGCGCGCCCUGCUGUUCGGCUCCGGCGCCGACGCCCGCCGCAUCAAGACCGUCGUCGACCGGGACGUCUCGUACGUCUCGCAGCCCUGCAUCGUCAGCUCGGGCGAGACGUUUGCCAUCUGGCUCAACGUCGUGUACCUCGCGCCCCUCACUUACCUCUUUGUGAGCUUCUUCAUCGCCAGCUACGUCAAGCGCAGCAACGCCGCCAACAAGUUUGCCGGCAAGGGCGCCGCCGCGCGCCGCCUCAGCAACGUCAACGUCGACGUGGCCCUCGCGGAGAAGGCGGGCUGGGACGCCGCCCGCGGCCUGGAGCGCGAGGUGUACGGCGGCGAGCGCAUGGUGCGCAGCGGCGAGAACAGCCCGACCCGCGAGGAGUCUGCCGCUCGCCGCACCACCAGACGCCGGGGCUAA